ACCUUAACAAGUUACCUGUCCAUGUAGGCUUCGGUAGGCCAGGAGCCAGCAACCUUGUCCUGAGUUACAACGACCACCUCAAUCAUAUCCUACGACGAAGCAUAAUCCAUACCACGACCGCUGAGAUACAUUCUCCCUGACGAUCGCCAGAAAGCAGGGCAUGAAUACAUUCAUUAUUUAAACCCCAAGAGAAUUGGCUCCGUUCGAUCUUACUCAUCGUCUCCGCUAGCAGUCGGGGAUCCCUGGAAGGACCCUCCAUUUACCUUAGUUAUCCAUCUCCGCCUCGUUAUCUCGCCUCCUCGACCCUCAGCAUCUCCUUGAUACGUCGCCCGCUUUCGACUGAAUGACUGCGAAUACGACUCUGGUAGCUGUGCCAUAAGUGCCGCGCACUGAUGCAAAAGCUGCACCUGCACAGCACAAUCCGAGAGCAUCUAUCGUCGCCGAGUUGGCGACUAUCAUGACCGAACCGAGACGCUCUGCGCGGCCCUCGCCGCAUCGGUCCUCAUCAGCCCUGGCACCCGCCAACACAUCGGAUUCUACUUCUAUUCGCCCACGAAACCGGCGUCUUGCUAGCGCCCUCGACGACGACAGUGACACUGCGACCUCCCGGGAAGCCAGCCGCUCCCGCCGCGGCCGCAACCUCAAUGUCCACGACACCGCUGCUUCUCCAUCUCCUGCGCGGAGCUACGGCCUUUUGACAGCUUUUAGCCCUGCCAACAGCCGCUCCGCGAGUCCUCUGCCCUCAGAACGAGGUGGUGCCCCUCAUCGCACCAAUAGCGCAGCGAAUCUGAGCAACUUCUUCAACGAUUCGCUAACACAAAGCUGGGCUUCGAUCCAGGGCUUCACCUCCUCUCUCCUAUCAGGUGACAAUGGCGCAGCUAGGAGGUCUCGGUCCCACAAUCGAGCGGGCUCUCGACCUGGGACCUGGGGCAGGGACUUCUCUGGCAGUGGUAGUAUGAAGAAGACAGGUGGUGCUUGGGGCCCAGCUCCUCCCCAGGAACCCAACCUGAAUGAUGUGGGCGCUGGCUCGCUGGCAGAGCGGGAAACAGCUCUGAAGGCUGCGAGAAGGGCCAUGGUGCUGGAGAGCCAUGAUGGUGUCAAUGGUGGACUGGAUGUCAGUGGGAAUCAUAAACGCCGUAAUUCCGACGAAUCGACUCCCGAACAACCCCAGACUCAAGAAUACCUGGUCUACAUUCACAAGGUUGAACCCAGUGAUACAUAUGCAGGCAUAAUCUUGAAAUACCAGUGUCGAGAGGAUGCUUUCAGGAAGGCCAAUGGGCUCUGGACACGAGAUAGCAUCCAGGUGCGCAAAUGGCUGACAAUUCCCGUUGAUGCCUGCGAUGUGAGAGGACGGCCAUGCGAUCCACCCUCGUGGCACAACGCCCAUAGUGUCGACUUACUUGCGCCAACACCUGCGGUGGAAGAGAACUCAUCGGCCGUUCAUGAUGACUUCUUCAGCCGACCAAUUAAUGGAACGCCGUCAGCGACACAACCUUCUGAAGAAGACAAACCGUGGACACAUGUACGUUGGGUAAAAAUUGACUCAAUUCCUCAACCAGUCGAGGUUGCGCGGGUUGCGAGGAACGCGAUGGGUUACUUCCCGCCUCGACGAAAGAAGAGCAUUAGGACUGUUUCGACAUUUUCGACGCCCCGGCAGAGCCUUGACCUAUACAGUAACCCUCCUGGAUCUGCAGGCACUUCGUCUCGUCGCCAGAGCUCCCUCGGUCACCGACCCCAGCUUUCUGGCACCGUUAUGUCAAGUCCGGGACGAGGUGCGAUCAGCGAAGGGGGUGAAACCUUGCCGGCCUGGAUGCGUCGGCCUGGUGGUGUUGGCUCCAUGGGCAUGAGUACACGGGCUCCUGGUCCAGAUAAGGACUACCUCACUACAUGGACCAAAAAGCACUUACCUGGACUCACCCUGGAGGGGAUACCCUCCAUGUCUGUUAUGGGCUCAGAAACGGCGCAUUUUGGAUUCAAAUCAGGAGAAUCAUCGAGCAUAGUUGAGAACCCAUCAGGGGAGGGCCAAGAAAUCGGCUCGACACAGCAGGGCAAUGGACUGGACAAAGCGGCUGCGGCUGUAGAGACGUGGCUUAGGGGUGCCCUGUCACGCAAGCCAAGUUCGCAACUGGAUAGGAUACGAGGAAUGCCUGAAGGCAGCAGACCCGAACGAAACGGCGAUCUAAUAGAAUUAACAGAUACCGGCAGUGAUGAUGGACGUCCUUCAGGGGCACCACCGAUCAGCCUUAUGGAGUCGCUACAGAUUAAGAGCAGUAGCCGAAGUGAAGGCGAGGGGGGUGCUCGAGGACGAAUGGUGGCAAAGGGCGAUAAAGACGAUUGAGGGGCCACAGAGCUUGAACUCAAUGGAUCCAUCGCUGAGAAUCAUGUAGAAAUGCUUGGGCAGAGACAAGCAGGCGUUGUUUGUUGGAGGACUGCAUGUUGGAGCUAGUCUUAAGCUGCGAGGCGUUGGGAGGCAUUCGCAAUUCUUCAGGAUACUCGGUAUUGCAUACGUUAUAACAAAUUUGAAGAACUUGGGGUGUUUCUAAAACUAUAAUGGUUUUGGGACUGCACAUAUCAUAUAUAUCUAGAUAUACUUAGGUUGAUCUCGAACUCAUGAUCAAUCAUAGCAAUAACAUUGCACAAUUCAGA
Molecule: messenger RNA, 2646 nt
Organism: Fusarium oxysporum Fo47
Lineage: Eukaryota; Fungi; Ascomycota; Sordariomycetes; Hypocreales; Nectriaceae
Product: LysM peptidoglycan-binding domain-containing protein
Exons: 1
Coding region: 458-2338 (626 amino acids)
Source: RefSeq, a predicted model, not a curated record